This is a messenger RNA of Cylicostephanus goldi, 246 nucleotides long. NCBI's taxonomy places the organism in Eukaryota, Metazoa, Nematoda, Chromadorea, Rhabditida, Strongylidae. The record is from the annotation of a GenBank genome assembly.
AUGGUGAGGAAUGGUGGAGAUGGUGGGGAUGGUGGAGAUGGCCAGGAUGGUUAUGGCAGUGGUGAAGGUGAUGUUUAUGGUGAUAGGAGCAGAGUAGUACAAGUUAACUACAGUGGGAGUUUGGAGUCAUCUUCUAAGAGGGAACUGCAACGAGCAUCGACUGCGUCCGUCCCUGCUGCCGCAGAUAAGCAGCGUUCAAUCAACAUCAAGCACGGAUGGAGUCAUUAUCAAGAAGAUUUACAGUAA